Mytilinidion resinicola is the source of this 1072-nucleotide messenger RNA. RefSeq lists its product as uncharacterized. The coding region runs from base 333 to 824 and encodes 163 amino acids. The transcript has a single exon. The record is from RefSeq and is a predicted model, not a curated record. NCBI's taxonomy places the organism in Eukaryota, Fungi, Ascomycota, Dothideomycetes, Mytilinidiales, Mytilinidiaceae.
UUCGAGCGUGGCUGACUAGACUCGUAUACUAUUUCGCGUAGAAAAAACUUGGUUGAAGAAAUAGUCCCGAGUAAAUACUAAAUCAAAGUUUUGAGAAUGACAUUGCCGAAAUAUGAAGAUGCUACAUUAUAUCCUCCACAUGAGAUUUGUUCCGAGCACUCGGAGUGGGGUGUGUAUUCUUGAAAUAGGAACCACUCGCCUAAUCUCGACUACCAAGAUACGACGAUUAGGCUGCAACACAAGGACAGCCUCCAAAGAGCUGUGCCAGCACUUCUUUACGGAGACGUUCAAUACGCUACUACGUCUUUCAUUCGUGUCUACCCCAUGAAUCCAUGGAGCAGCUUUCCAAUAGCUAUGCAUAUCAGCCUCUCAACGCAGCCGCCAAAGACAUCCGGGUCUUGAAACUAUAUUCAGGCCACGAUGCGGACAAGAUCUCGGGAGAACUUCUCACAACAUGUUUAGAUUCAAAAUCGCCCUAUGAUGCCCUAUCAUACCAGUGGGGAAGCCCUACCAUCACAUCGACGAUCUAUCUAGGCCAAGAUGGAGAGCUUCAACUUACGACAUUCCUUCAUGAAGCUCUGUCCUUCAUUCGGAAGCCCGACGAGGCGACUUUCAUUUGGAUAGAUGCAAUUUGUAUCAACCAGAAAGACGUCAGCGAGCGGAAUCAUCAGGUUUCUAUGAUGAAGGAAAUCUAUUCAAGUGCUAGAACAGUCAGAGUUUGGUUGAAGCAAGAGAUCGAUUUUUCGAGUCCGUGUUUCGAUAUUCUCGCAAGAUUGGACAAGACCAGCCCUCCAGAGAGCCUUGGGACCGAUGCUACACUGUAGAGACCUAUCGCGGCGCUGCUCCAGGAUCCAUACCGGGACCGGCUAUGGAUGCAGCAAGAGCUUCUAUUUGCCAAAGAUAUCACGUUUCACUGCCGGAAGACCACACUUCUGGUCAAUCCAUUGGGGUCCUCCAAUGGCUUAUUCUUCGCCGUAGGAAGGAAGUAAAUGGGUUGAUUGACCUCGAUCGCAAGGAAUGGUCAGAUCUCGCCUGGGAUAUGAAGUUAUCGCUGACUCCAUCACGACAUCUC